AUGAUUUUCGGAAGGAUCAGCUGUUUGCGGAGAUCAGCCCUAGAGGUGAACACCUACCACCUCAGUUCUGGCAUUGCUGCUUCGGCGAGAAGGAACCUCUGGGCAGCGGCCCUCCACAAGCUGCAGGAGAUGCACUCUUACGCGACACCUCCGAACGAGUACAGCCUCAGUUCAGCCAUUGUUGCGGGCCAGCAAGAAGGACAGUGGCGGGUUGCAGUGAACAUCCUUUCUGGCUCGGGCAAUCCUGGCCUGCACCAGCAUGAGAUACUCAGCGCUGGCGUGAUGAGGGCAAGCGUCGAAGCUGGGUGCUGGGACGUUGCCGUCGAGAUCCUUCUGCAAGCCUCGGCGAAGCGUCUUCACCCCACGGAGAGGACAUUCAAUGCCGCGAUGGCACCAAGCGGUCGUGACAACUGGGCCCAGAGUGCAGGGCUUCUACAGAGGAUGCGCGACUUGGAGUUGUGGCCAGAUGUGGUCUCCUUCAACUCACUCAUGGGAAGCUCUCAAGGCUGCGCCGACUGGACGCUUGCUUUGCAUCUUCUGUGCAGCUUGCGCCGGCUAUCUUACAGGCCAACCGCUGUAAGCCGUGGCGCAGCUGCCAGUUCUCAGCCUUGGCGAUGGGCUGUGCAGCUGACUAGAAACUGCAGAGACAACGCGAGCCGAUCAUCGGUGCUGGGCUUUGGAUACUGGUCCAUGGCCCUCCAGGUCCUGCACCAGCUGCCAGCCACAGCACUACGGCCAGACGCCCGCUUUGGCAACGAGGUCCUCCGAGACUGCGCAACCGACAGCUGGCAAUGGUCCCUGCAGCUCCUCCACUUUGGUGGUGAGCCCGAUCUGAUCCGACGAAAUUCCGUUUUGGGCGCGUCGAGAAGUGGCAGCCAAUGGGAGAUCGCACUGGCCCUGGCCUCCUUGCUCGGCGCCGUGAGGUUACAGAUCGAUUCCGUGGGGCAAGCAGAAGUGGCAGGUGCCAUCGCGAAAGCUGGUCGCUGGGCUCUGGUCUUGUCCUUCUUCCGGGGGCUCUGUAUCCAACGGCACAGCCUUGACACUGCCCUUUGCAGUCUCAUCACCACAGCCUGCGUAGAUGCGAGCGAGUGGCAGCGUGCUCUGCAUCUGUUCGAUGACAUGGCCGCUUUGCGGCUCCAGGCUGAUGCUGUCAGCUGCAAUACUCGGCUUUGGGCCGUAGCGGCGAACAGCUGGCAAAGUGCUUUAAGGGAGCUUGCCCGUGCGGCUGCAAACGGCAGAGUGGAUGCUGUGAGCUGCUUGGAUCAUGUUCAGUUUGGGCUCGGCCAUCAGUGCUUGUGGACAGACGGGCCGAUGGAGGUGCUUCAGCUGCACGUCAUGUCGACAUCGUUUCAUUUUCGUAUCGAUGUGAGAGGCAUCGUGACCUCGUUCGGGAUGGAAGAAUUCUGCGGUAUGCUGUACAGCUUUUCGGGAAUCCAGCGCACUCCCGUUGAUGCCUCAGUAUCGGGAGGAUCAAAGACCUUUGAGAAGAGUGAGGGUUGUGCCCAGGCAUGGAACAAGUGCCAGAGCUCCUGCGAAAAUUACAUGGCCCUGUCUGGGUGGCCGAUGACAAGGGGGAAGGCUACAGAUGCAGUCGCAAGUGUUUUGAUGCAUCGUUUGGCCAGACCUCUUUGCUUUUCCCGAUCUGCAGUCAUUGCGAUGCUGACGGGUGGAUCUCUGGAUGACUGGGCGAAGAACCCAGAAUACGUCCUGGAGGAGGUUACCCGCCGCAAAGUGAAGCUGCGCUUCGGCACUUUCGAGGAUCGCUGUUGCGACAACGGUGGCCUUGGGGACCACCUCGACCGCCUCGCAGCGGCGGUGGCCCGGGAUGUGGAUGGCCUGUUUGGACGCUCCUGGGCUGCGAAGCUGCAGAUCACCCCGAAGGAGGAUACGGCACUGGAUGCACAUCGUUCACCUUCGUCACACAACAUGCUGCAGCGUAAAUUCGUGGACCGCGUCGAGCCUUGCCGCAUGUUGGAAACGCCUGCUGGCCGGUAG
Molecule: messenger RNA, 1995 nt
Organism: Symbiodinium sp. CCMP2592
Lineage: Eukaryota; Dinophyceae; Suessiales; Symbiodiniaceae
Source: the annotation of a GenBank genome assembly